AUGUCUAAUUUAAAGCUGAAAGAGGCAGCUCUUAUCUACCUUGACAGGAGUGGAGGCCUUCAGACAUUUAUAGAAGAUUGCAAGCACUAUAAUGAUUCAAAGCAAAGUUAUGCUGUCUAUCGGUUCAAUAUUUCAAUAAAUCCUUCUGACAUUGUUGAACUGGAUGCAGUUCUUGGAAAUCAUAUUUUACAUGAACCUUUGAAAGCUGCUCAACUUUUUCAAUCAGUUUGUUUUGUUGCUGUUAAAACUCUUUCCUUAAUCGAACAGUUACAGACUGAAACUCAAAUUAAUAUAGUGCUGAAAUUAACACAUUUACCUCUUCUACCAAGUUAUGGGCUUGAUCUUUGUGAGUUUCCAUUUGAUUACCUCUCUCAGAGGUUUUAUAUGGUACAAGGAAUAAUCAUUGCAAUGACAACAGUAACUAAAUAUACACAAGGAGCAAGAUUCCUUUGUUCAGAUGAAACAUGCCCUCUUUCUGAAGGAUUUCAGUACAUAAGAGUGCAUGUGCCUGGUGCCACAGAAUCUACAACAGUGAGAAAUGACUUCUUGUGUAAUCUGUGUACCUCCCCACUUCGAGAAGACAGGAAGUUUAGAGUACUUGGUGAUAAACAGAUAGCUGAAAUAAUUACAGCAAAGUCACUUACUGCUCUUCAAGGAUGUCCCAACAAUCAGCCAAUAAGAUUUCAGUCUCUUACAGUUUUCCUAAGAGAUGAAUUAAGCAAUAAAAUCAAAAUAGGAAGUGAAUAUAUUAUUGUUGGAAUUCCAACUUGUGUUAAAAACUCCUCACAAACCACUAUCUGUAUAGAGGCCAACAGCAUAAAUUUGUACAGUCCAAAAGUUCCUUCAGGUAUUACUGACAACUUCAGGUAUCUCCUAGCCUUGACUUCAGGCUCAUGCUGGAAAUUUACAGCUGUGCUUGCCAACAUUUUUGCAUCACAGAUCAUUCCUCCAAGGACUUACAACAUGUUAAAACUUUGUUUGCUAAUGAGUCUAGUACAGACAAAUGAUAGAAAUAAGGAAGUUGGAGAUUACCUGGACAUUCUAAUUGUAACAAGUGAUACAUUACUUGUAGAUAGGCUUUUGAACUUCGGUGUAUGUCUUGUGCCUCGUGGUAUCCGUCAUCCAGCAUCUAGUGAAAUUUUCCCCACUCUGUCCAGAGAUAAAUAUGGAACUGGAGUUCCUAGCAUUCAGGCAUGUAGUGCUUUGCUAGCCAAAGACAGCAUCUGCUACAUAGGAGACUUAUUAUCACAUAAAAAGGAAAAACUUGAAUUACUUCAAUCCGUUUUAGAAAGCAGAAGCACUACAGUGUAUAUUCCUGGAAAGAAAUACGGGGACGGUGUUGAUCAGCAAGUUACCUUUUCAGUUCAGUCCAGUUUUUGGUCCUUUACUGAUGUGGACUCAUCCUCAAAAAGACAUAGAAACUGCACUUUAAUUGGACAAGUGGAUUUCAGUUUGAUUCCCCCUAAUCUUAUGGAUGCAUUUGGACUGUUGGUUUAUUGUAAUGAAUCAUCUCCCUGCCACCCAAUUCUUCCUUCUGUACAACACUGUUUAAAAAAAGCCAUUGAUCCUAAAAAGGUGCUCUAUGAAGCAUCUCAGAAGUUCACAGAACAAGAUUAUGAAAAGCUCAUUGCAUUUGCAAAGAAUCUACCUGUAGAGAUCAGUGUGGAGGCAGAAAAAAUGAUUCAUGGCUAUUACCUAGCAAGUCGAAGAAUCAGGACCGAUUCUAUACAUGGCUCCAAGCUAUCAGCAUCAGCACUGAAAUGCUUAAUUUCUUUAUCUGAAGCACACGCUAGACUAAGUUUAAGGACUAAGGUGCUCAAAGAAGAUGUCUUAAUUGCAGUUUUAUUAUUUGAAACAUCUCUGACACUGAAAUAUGGGGCUGCUAUAUUUUGUCUACCUCCAAAUGCAGUAUUUCCAUUUGAACUCUGUAGUGAAGAAGAUUUAGAGCAAAGGGAUGCUUACCUAACUCAGUGCCAGCAACAACUUCAAGAGUUUAUCACAGCAUAUGGAUCACCUACUGCUACAAGCAAAGAAUAGUAUUUAUUGUUUGGGAAAAGUAUUUUUGGCAAGUGGACUCAAUUACUAGGAUGGGAAACUCCACCCCGCCAACUAUAAAAGGUGGUAGUUUGUAGUUGUAAAGAAAAAUGUGUCACUAAAAAAAUACUACAACGCAUGCCCAGCUUUGAGAACAAAGUAAAAAUUGUACUUCAAACGUUAGUUGACCAAAUCCCAAUUCUAAGGAGACCCAAAGAUGGCAUGGUAUGACAAGAAAAUUACAACUGGCAAAAGUCAAGGAAUAAUAGGGUUACUACGUUACCCUAUAAGGGAAAUAUUUCUGGGUAGUAUGCUUUGGUAGGGAAUUAAAUGGAUGAAAAUACAGUUAGUGUUUAAUGCUGGGAAAUGAUUUUGUUUUAAAAAGUGUAAUUUAUGGUCUCUGCCACAAGAUGGAAACAUUAAAAAAAUGAAAUGACUCCACUUUAUAUUGGCAUGAAUUUCAAAUUUAUCUUCGAAAUUAUAAAAUUGAUGACAGGGCACAAAUUCAUGAAGCUUAAAAUUGGUGGAAUUUUCAGGCAUGAUUGCUAGCUGGAGUACUGAACAAAUGGAUUAAGAUCUUAGUUCUAGGUGAUGUCAGGUUCUCAAAAAUCAUUCAACAGGUAGAUGAACCAGCAAAGACAAAAAAAAAAGUCAUUAUUAAAGCACUAGGGGAUUUAAUAAAGCUUUAAAUUUACUAAAAAGGCCUUCAAUAACUAUAUGACUCUGAAUCUAAUUAUGGCUGUAUUUAGAAAAUUAAGCCAAAUUAUGGUAACCUUCUGUUUUUCUUAUUUUCUGGGAUUAUUUGGAAUCUAACCUGAGAUUUCAUUGCCAGAGAAUUCCUAAAGAUCUUCCCAGUUUCAAAGACUGGUUUCUAUGUAGUUAUUGAUGUCUCUACAUUUUCAGAUUUUUUUUG
Messenger RNA from Gracilinanus agilis (Agile Gracile Mouse Opossum), 2947 nucleotides. RefSeq names its product minichromosome maintenance domain containing 2 (gene MCMDC2). The record is from RefSeq and is a predicted model, not a curated record. Lineage: Eukaryota; Metazoa; Chordata; Mammalia; Didelphimorphia; Didelphidae. Gene Ontology annotation, molecular function: single-stranded DNA helicase activity; DNA binding; ATP binding. Bases 1 to 2037 code for a protein of 678 amino acids. Gene Ontology annotation, biological process: double-strand break repair via break-induced replication. The transcript is spliced from 14 exons.